AUGGCAGCUCUCCAUCCUGCGCAAGACCACGUAAAUCAAGGGACUUCCUAUCCUCAUUAUAAUUCAGAACUAAAGCAUGAUGGAAUCUCGUUUCCUGUAACUCUUGAAGACAUUCAACAAUCUAAAAAAAUGAAUAGGUUGUGCAUAAACGUUGAAGAUAUAGAAAACGAUAACAAAAAAUAUAAAAAAGCUGAAAUUGUACAAUUGUAUUUAAGCAAAGCAAAGUCUAGACAUCCCACAAUUCAUCUUUUAAUGAUUGAGAAUACAAAAUUUUACUCUGAAUAUGCUAAUGAAAACGAAUCAAAUGAUAGUGAUCCCAUAUACCACUUGACUUUGAUUAAAAACUUAUCCCGACUAGUAAAAUCUCAAUUUGCAAAGGAUAGACAUCGUACACUUUUGUGUGAUAGGUGUCUAUGUCACUUUAAGUUUGAAAAAUCCUUUCAGAAUCAUAAAUCAGACUGUGAAAAUUCGAAUCAAUGUCGAAUGAUAUUACCAAAGAAGCUUGAAAAAUGUUUGAAAUUUAAAAACUACAGGUUUAACAACCAAGUUUCAUUUUCUGUAUAUGCUGCCAUUGAAUGUCUAUUAUUGGAACUUUCUGAAAAUCCUUUCGAUAUAGGACCGUAUCAAAAGCAUGUUGCAUACAGUGUUGCAUUUUAUUUACAUUGCAGCUUUGAUGAUUCAAGUUCCAAACUUCAAAUUUAUCGGGGGCAAGACUACAUAGAGUGGUUUGUAAAUGAAUUGAAAGAAAUUGCACAAAACAUUGAUUCUCAAUUAACGUGUAUUGUACCAAUGGAGAAACUGACUACAAAGCAAGAAAUGGAAUUUCUAUCUGCUAAAAACUGUCACAUCUGUGAAGAACCGUUUACAGAAAAUAACAUAAGACAUCAUGACCAUAACCACUUUACAGAUAAGUUUUGUGGCGUGAGUCAUCAGGGCUGUAAUGUAAAUUACAAGGAUUCGCACACUGUGCCGGUAGUUUUCCACAAUUUGUCAGGAUACGAUUCUCACUUUAUCAUUAAAGCAUUAGCAAAACAAUUCGAGGAUAAGGUUAAACUAUUACCUGUAAACAAAGAGAAAUACAUUUCAUUCACGAAAUAUGUUGCCGGUACAAAAGUAAACCUUCGGUUUAUAGAUUCUUUUUGUUUUAUGCCAAGUAGUCUUGAGAAAUUAUCUUCUUACCUAGGAAAUAAAGAUAAAAAAAUUACCCUCAGACAUUGCAAUAAUCCUGAUGAAUAUCAAUGA
Molecule: messenger RNA, 1242 nt
Organism: Belonocnema kinseyi
Lineage: Eukaryota; Metazoa; Arthropoda; Insecta; Hymenoptera; Cynipidae
Exons: 1
Coding region: 1-1242 (413 amino acids)
Molecular function (GO): nucleic acid binding
Source: RefSeq, a predicted model, not a curated record